This is a messenger RNA of Camelus dromedarius (Arabian camel), 3451 nucleotides long. RefSeq names its product acyl-CoA thioesterase 12 (gene ACOT12). Gene Ontology annotation, biological process: acyl-CoA metabolic process. The transcript is spliced from 16 exons. Gene Ontology annotation, cellular component: extracellular exosome; cytosol. Gene Ontology annotation, molecular function: fatty acyl-CoA hydrolase activity; lipid binding; acetyl-CoA hydrolase activity. The coding region runs from base 38 to 1708 and encodes 556 amino acids. The record is from RefSeq and is a predicted model, not a curated record. NCBI's taxonomy places the organism in Eukaryota, Metazoa, Chordata, Mammalia, Artiodactyla, Camelidae.
GCGCCCUUGCCCCGGGGCUUCGCACUCUCGAUCCGUCAUGGAGGGGUCGGCGCCUGGAGAGGUGCGCAUGAGCCAGGCCAUCCAGCCCGCGCACUCCAACCCGCGCGGCGAACUUAGCGCCGGACAGCUGCUCAAGUGGAUCGACGCCACCGCCUGCCUGGCAGCUGAAAAACAUGCUGGGGUUUCCUGUGUUACAGCCUCAGUGGAUGAUAUACAAUUUGAGGAGACAGCUAGAGUUGGACAAGUAAUAACCAUCAAAGCGAAAGUUACUAGAGCGUUCAGCACAAGCAUGGAGAUCAGCAUCAAGGUCACAGUACAGGACAUGUUCACUGGCAUUGAGAAACUUGUUAGUGUGGCUUUCUCUACAUUUGUAACCAAACCAGUUGGAACAGAAAAGAUUCAUUUAAAACCAAUCACACUUCUAACUGAACAAGAUCAUGUGGAACAUAAUCUGGCUUCUGAAAGAAGGAAAGUUCGAUUACAACAUGAAGAUACCUUUAAAAACUUGAUGAAGGAAAAUGGCAAGUUUGAUGAUCCCAUUUGUGAUGAAGAGGAAGGAACGGUUUCCACGAGGGAUACCUCUGUUCAGAGCAUUGAACUUGUCCUCCCACCCCAUGCAAACCAUCACGGAAAUACAUUUGGUGGCCAGAUUAUGGCUUGGAUGGAGACAGUGGCUACUAUUUCUGCAAGCCGCCUGUGUCGAGUGCAUCCCCUCCUGAAGUCUGUGGACAUGUUUAAGUUCCGGGGACCAUCUACAGUUGGAGAUCGCCUUGUCUUCAAUGCCACUGUCAACAAUACAUUUCAGACCUGUGUUGAAGUGGGAGUGCGUGUGGAGGCCUUCGACUGCAAGGAGUGGUCUGAGGGCCGGGGCCGUCACAUCAACAGUGCUUUUCUCAUUUAUAACGCUGUCGAUGAUAAGGAAGAAAUGGUCACAUUUCCCAGAAUCAAGCCUGUGUCAGAGGAUGAUUUUAGACGGUAUCAUGGAGCUAUCGCUCGCAAGAGAAUUCGCCUAAGCAGAAAAUAUGUUGUUUCCCACAAAGAAGAGGUUCCACUUUGCGAACACUGGAAUAUUGACAACCAGGUAUCCUUGAGUAAGGGCAAUGUGGAGGCUCUCAAAAAGAUGGCAGCCAAGAGUGGAUGGGAGGUUACCAGUGCUAUGGAAAAGACAAAAAUGUAUAUUCUAGAAGAGGACGAUAUUUUAUCUGUUUGGGUUGAAAAGCAUGUGGAAAGACCGGCACACUUGGUUUAUCAUCUCUUGUCUGACUUCACCAAGCGACCUUUGUGGGACCCUCAUUACAUAGGAAGCUGUCGCUGCGUAGACCGGGUAAGUGAAGAUGAUCAGAUAUACUAUAUCACUUGUCCUGUGGUGAAUGAUGACAAACCCAAAGACUUGGUAGUGCUUGUAUCACGAAGAAGGCCUGUCAAAGAUGGCAACACUUACACAGUGGCAGUGAAGUCGGUUAUUCUGCCAUCAGUCCCACCUUCUCCACAGUAUGUCAGAAGUGAAAUCACAUGUGCCGGAUUUCUCAUCCAUGCUAUUGACAACAGUUCGUGUACUGUAUCUUACUUUAACCAGAUUUCUGCUAGCAUCUUUCCUUACUUUGCUGGAAAUCUUGGUGGCUGGUCAAAAUCCAUUGAAGAGACAGCAGCCUCCUGUAUACAGUUCAUAGAGAAUGCUACUGAUGAUGGGUUGAUAAGCCUAUUUUAAAUUAUAAACUUUAAAUUACCUGUCAUUUGAUUUCCCACUUUUCAAUUCCAAGCACCCUUAGCACUGACACUUGACAAGCUUCUGGGCCACAAAAAUAAUUUAAUAUCAGCUUAAGCAAAAUGUACUUACGAAGAGGUUAAAAAACAAAAUGUGACCCAAGUCAAAUAUCAGUGAUCUGGGUUAACAUUGAAAGAGCUUUAAAAUUCUGCUUUAGAUCAUCUGUGACUCUGCUCUUGUUCAGGGACACAGGCAAUGGAAAAUUUCCCAUUUGCAAUAUUGUGUAUUCUGUAAAAUGGUGACAUUUUGGUUAAAAUAAUCAAAACAUGUUUAGGCCACAAAGGUGACAUGUGUUCUGUUUGAAAUUUUAUAAAAUUUUAUAAAAUCAGAAAUGAAAAGUUGGCUAGUUGAUUAAUGACGUGGGGUUGUUCCGUGUACGGCAGGUAUCUGUAUGUCAGAGCACCUGACAAGAUGUAUUACAUGUUUUAGGGCUUUAAAUUAGGAAGACAUUAAAACAUAAUGGAAUCCAAUCAAUUUUAGUAAUAGGAACUACUUUACUAGUGUCAUUUAGCAUAUAUCAAGGUAGCUGACCAAUUUAGUAUCUAUUGCUCUAUAUACACUCGCAAAGUACCUGCAGAAUGUGAUAUUGUAGAGAAAGAAUUAACUGAGCUCUUCUUUCAUAACCAUUACAUUAGAGCUUUAUUCCCUAGACUUUAACAUUUAUUAUUUUACUCUGUCUGUGAUUUGUCUUAACUCAUAAGACAAACCAGCAUAUGUCAAGCUAGCCUCCUCUACAGGACAACUUGUAAAAGUUGAAGAACUUCUCGAUUAAGGUUCAGAGCACUUAAGAGGUUAGAUACAGCCUGCUUUAGUUUGUCACAUAAUUACCUCUGUUUCCCCAUUUACUCACCCAAUCUAGGUAUGGUUGUAAUUAUUUUUAUUAUUCUGUACCAGCAAUUUUUAUUUAUAUGAACUUUGGACUGUGCCCCAAUUUUACGAAUUAAAAUUUAUAUACAAUAAGAAGAGUGGAUAUGUAGAUUUAAAUGCUUAUAUACUACAUUCCAAAAAUAGAAAGAUUUUUGAGAAUGCUUUUAGAUUUUAAAAAAGGUGAAAAAAUGUGCAUUAAAUGGAGUUACAUUACACUAAAAUUUUGUAUGCUAAAAUUUCAGGCCCCUUCUACAGUUGAAACACUUCCAACUUUGUCUCUCUUACGCCUUUGAAUUUAUAUAUUUUUAAAGUUUUUCAUGAACAGUAACAGGAACAUUGUGAGGCUGAAGGAAUAGAGUAACUUUGGCUGGAUCACUUUUAGACAUAAAGACAUCACCCACUCUAACUUAUAACACAGGCACAGUCUAUUCCAGCAAUGUUCAACAUGGUAGCCACUAGCCAUACGUGACCAUUUAAAUUAAAUUAAUUAAAAUUAAAUGAAAUCAGUUCUUCAACCACACUGGCCCCAUUUCAAUAUUAUCAGUCACACGCAGUCAUCAUGGCCUAGGUUGAAAGUGCUCACUUUCAGACUAUCGGACUAGAGAGACUUUAAAAAGGCACGACACUGGAAAAGACAGCAAUGCAUUCAGGCUCUACUUAGGGCAUCUCAAAAAGUUUAAAAUCUAUUGCCUGCAAUCACAUCACAACUAAGGCACUCCUGCUGUAAAAUUCAACAAUAGCCCAUAGGUCUCCAUUUCCUUUUUUAAUGGAAAUGUGUUUGAUUGCUCUUUCAUUCAUUCAAUAAAUAUUAAGAACCUA